AUGAAAGAGUCUACCAACCAGAGUCUGAAUCAAGGGGAGUCCUGGUCCUUCGGUCCUGGUCACCUCAAAAUGCACGGUGUACUGCCCUGUAGGAGGAGGUCUGGCGAGAGCUGCAGAGGUGAGGUGAAGUGGAUUCAGACACCUUCCCACCGGGGGCUGAUGUUACUGGGACUGAUGUUGUUGGCGUUUCUUCCCACUGCGGCAACCUUCAAACAGAGUGUGCCCAGAGUCAAACUCAGCUACAAAGAGCUGGUGCAGGGCGGUAGUGUGUCCGUGUUCCUGGGCCCCUCUGAGGGCCUUCAUUCCCACACCUUGCUGUUGGAUGAGGAGAGGGGUCGUCUUCUGCUCGGGGCCAGGGAUCACAUCUUUCUUCUUGACCCUGACAACCUGACCAGAGGCCCCAGAAAGAUCAGUUGGCCGUGUCCGCGGGACAGAGUGGAGACGUGCAAGCUGGCAGGCAAAAAUGCAAACUUGGAGUGUGCUAAUUUUGUCAGGGUGCUCCAUAACUACAACCUCACACAUGUCUACGCCUGUGGGACAGGGGCCUUCCAUCCCAGUUGUGCUUUCAUCGAAAUUACAGGGCACCGAGAGGGCGGCGUGUUCCAGCUGCUGCCGAGCACGGUGGAGUCCGGCAGGCUGAAGUGUCCCUUUGACCCCUGGCAGCCGUUCGCCUCAGUGCUCACAGACCAGUACCUGUAUGCGGGCACGGCAUCAGACUUCCUGGGAAAAGACACCACAUUCACACGCUCCCUAGGCCCGCCGCCUGACCAGCACUACAUACGCACUGACAUCUCCGAGGACUACUGGAUCAACGAGGCGAGGUUCAUAUCUGCUCACCCCAUUUCCGACACCUACAACCCUGACGACGACAAGAUCUACUUUUUCUUCCGCGAGGUGUCACGGGAGGGGAACGACAAGAGCAUUCUGUCUCGUGUGGCUCGUGUCUGCAAGAAUGACGUGGGUGGGCUGAGGAGUCUCACCAACAAAUGGACUACCUUCCUCAAAGCUAGACUGGUGUGCUCCAUCCCCGGACCUGAUGGAGUCGACACACAUUUUGACGAGCUCCAGGACAUAUUUCUGCUUCCAACCAGAGACGAAAAGAACCCCAUGGUGUACGGACUCUUCACCACCUCCAGCUCCAUAUUCCGCGGCUCAGCCGUGUGUGUGUACAGAAUGGCAGACAUAAGGGCGGUGUUCAACGGACCCUAUGCCCACAAGGAGGGGCCAGACCACCGCUGGGUAGAGUAUGAGGGGCGGAUACCUUAUCCACGGCCCGGAACGUGUCCCAGCGAGACGUAUGACCCAAAGAUCAAGACCACCAAAGACUUUCCAGAUGAUGUGGUUAGUUUCAUUCGCUUUCACCCGUUGAUGUACGGGUCAGUUUAUCCUCUGACUGGCCAGCCUGUGUUCACUCGGGUCCGAGUGGACUACACCCUGACUCAAAUAGUCGUGGACCGAGUCACCGCGGAGGACGGACAGUAUGAGGUCAUGUUUCUUGGAACAGAUGCUGGCUCAGUUCUAAAGGUGGUGAGCAUCACUCAAGAGAAUUGGUCCACAGAGGAAGUGGUCCUGGAAGAACUCCAAGUAUUCCAGAUUCCAACUCCCAUUCUGAGUAUGGAGAUUUCCUCCAAACAGCAACAGCUGUACCUGGGUUCCAACGAAGGGAUAGCCCAGGUGUCUCUCAGUCGGUGUCACCUGUACGGCCAGGCUUGUGCCGAAUGCUGCCUGGCACGAGACCCCUACUGCGCCUGGGAUGGACACUCCUGCUCACGAUACAUCCCUGCAUCUAAGAGGCGGGCCAGGAGGCAGGACAUCAAACAUGGAGACCCUUCCAGUCAGUGCUGGGACACAGAAGACAGUCGUCAUGGCGGUCGGGUGGAGGAGAGGCUUCUAUUUGGGGUGAAGAGCAACUCCACUUUCCUAGAAUGCAUCCCUAAAUCUCAACAGGCCCAGAUUCGUUGGUACCUUCAGAGACAUGGAUCUGAACUCAAGGAGGAGGUCAGACAAGAUGACCGCGUUGUCCACACUGGUCGGGGUCUCCUGAUUCGGUCCCUCCACCCCUCCGAUGCUGGCGUGUACAUCUGUGUAGCUCAAGAGCACACGCACUUCACACACACUCUUCUCCGUCUCACGCUGCGUCUUGUCACACACGGGCAACUGGAAGGACGGCCCAAGCCCAGCGAGGACCCCGCGGUGGAGCUGCGCCACGGGGCCGAGUCUCGCCAGCGCUAUAAAGACUACCUGAGGGUGAUGAGCGCUCCUAUCCUCUCUCUGGAGGAGCACUGCGAUUCACUGUGGCUGGAAAAGAAGCCCUCUAGGGGGCGAGGGAGAGGUGUGGGGCUAGGGAAGUGGAAGCACAUCCAAGAAAUGAAGAAGAGCAGGAACAGGAGACACCAAAGAGAGAGGAAGGAAGCGAAGAAAAGCGAGGGGGGAGGGAGGCGAGCCACAAAAACCCGAAAACCAGCGUUCACAGUGGUGCAGCAUGACGGACUCUACAGUACGGUGUAA
Molecule: messenger RNA, 2508 nt
Organism: Lampris incognitus (smalleye Pacific opah)
Lineage: Eukaryota; Metazoa; Chordata; Actinopteri; Lampriformes; Lampridae
Gene: sema3d
Product: sema domain, immunoglobulin domain (Ig), short basic domain, secreted, (semaphorin) 3D
Exons: 18
Coding region: 1-2508 (835 amino acids)
Biological process (GO): semaphorin-plexin signaling pathway; negative chemotaxis; neural crest cell migration
Molecular function (GO): chemorepellent activity; semaphorin receptor binding
Source: RefSeq, a predicted model, not a curated record